CAGCUUUCACCCCAAGCGGCCGUGGAUCCUCACCAGCCUACACAAUGGCGUCAUCCAGCUGUGGGAUUAUCGGAUGUGCACCCUUAUCGACAAAUUCGAUGAGCACGAUGGACCCGUUCGAGGUAUUGAUUUCCACAAACAGCAGCCUCUGUUUGUUUCUGGAGGUGAUGAUUACAAAAUAAAGGUCUGGAAUUACAAAUUGCGCCGCUGUCUCUUCACUCUGCUUGGGCACUUGGAUUAUAUUCGCACUACCUUCUUCCACCACGAAUAUCCCUGGAUCUUGAGUGCUUCUGAUGACCAGACCAUUCGGGUUUGGAACUGGCAGUCCAGAACUUGUGUUUGUGUGCUGACAGGACACAACCACUAUGUGAUGUGUGCCCAGUUUCAUCCCUCUGAGGACCUGGUAGUGUCGGCCAGCUUGGAUCAGACCGUGCGCGUUUGGGAUAUUUCUGGCCUAAGGAAGAAGAACCUGUCCCCUGGAGCUGUGGAAUCAGAUGUCAGAGGAAUAACGGGGGUGGAUUUGUUUGGGACAACAGAUGCGGUUGUGAAGCACGUUCUUGAGGGCCAUGAUCGUGGGGUGAACUGGGCUGCCUUCCACCCUACAAUGCCGCUUAUUGUGUCGGGAGCCGAUGAUCGGCAAGUGAAGAUCUGGCGGAUGAACGAAUCAAAGGCCUGGGAGGUUGACACUUGCCGGGGGCAUUACAACAACGUCUCGUGUGCUGUCUUUCACCCACGGCAGGAGCUCAUCCUCAGCAAUUCGGAAGACAAGAGCAUCCGUGUCUGGGAUAUGUCUAAACGCACGGGUGUCCAGACCUUCCGGCGUGAUCAUGAUCGCUUUUGGGUAUUGGCUGCUCAUCCCAACCUCAAUCUCUUUGCUGCAGGCCAUGACGGUGGCAUGAUCGUGUUCAAACUGGAGCGCGAGCGGCCGGCUUACGCUGUGCACGGGAACAUGCUGUAUUAUGUGAAGGACCGUUUCCUCCGCCAGCUUGAUUUCAACAGUUCAAAGGACGUUGCUGUCAUGCAGCUGCGAAGUGGUUCCAAGUUCCCCGUGUUCAACAUGUCAUACAACCCAGCUGAGAAUGCUGUCCUUCUCUGCACAAGAGCCAGCAACCUAGAGAAUAGCACUUAUGACCUAUACACCAUUCCCAAGGAUGCAGACUCCCAGAAUCCGGACGCCCCUGAAGGGAAGCGUUCCUCCGGGCUAACAGCUGUGUGGGUAGCUCGUAACCGCUUUGCAGUCCUGGAUCGCAUGCACUCGAUCCUAAUCAAAAACCUGAAGAAUGAGAUCACAAAGAAGGUUCAGGUGCCGAACUGUGAUGAGAUUUUCUAUGCUGGCACAGGGAACCUGUUACUGAGAGAUGCAGACUCCAUCACCCUCUUUGAUGUGCAGCAGAAGCGAACUCUGGCCUCGGUGAAGAUCUCCAAGGUGAAAUAUGUCAUCUGGUCAGCUGACAUGUCCCAUGUGGCUCUGCUGGCUAAGCAUGCCAUCAUGAUCUGCAACAGAAAGCUGGAGUCGCUGUGUAACAUCCAUGAAAACAUCCGUGUCAAGGGCGGUGCCUGGGAUGAAAGUGGCGUUUUCAUCUAUACCACCAGCAACCACAUCAAAUACGCGGUCACCACGGGGGAUCACGGAAUUAUACGCACCCUGGACCUGCCGAUCUACGUUACCCGCGUGAAGGGGAACAAUGUGUACUGCCUGGACAGAGAGUGCCGCCCCAGGGUCCUCACCAUCGAUCCCACAGAAUUCAAAUUCAAGCUGGCAUUGAUCAACAGAAAGUAUGAUGAGGUGCUGCACAUGGUGAGGAAUGCAAAGCUUGUGGGCCAGUCCAUCAUUGCCUACCUGCAGAAAAAGGGCUACCCAGAGGUGGCCCUGCACUUUGUCAAGGACGAGAAGACGCGUUUCAGCCUGGCACUGGAGUGUGGCAACAUUGAGAUUGCUCUGGAAGCAGCCAAAGCUCUGGAUGACAAGAAUUGCUGGGAGAAGCUGGGAGAGGUGGCGUUGCUGCAGGGAAAUCACCAGAUCGUGGAGAUGUGCUACCAGCGCACCAAGAACUUCGACAGGCUCUCCUUCCUCUAUCUCAUCACCGGCAAUCUGGAGAAGCUUCGGAAGAUGAUGAAGAUAGCCGAGAUCCGUAAAGAUAUGAGCGGCCACUACCAGAACGCCUUGUAUCUAGGAGACGUGGCGGAGAGAGUGAGGAUCCUGAAGAACUGUGGGCAAAAGUCCCUGGCCUAUCUCACGGCUGCGACUCAUGGUCUGGAUGAGGAAGCUGAAAGCCUGAAGGAAACAUUUGAUCCAGAAAAGGAAACGAUUCCAGACAUUGAUCACAAUGCAAAGCUGCUGCAGCCUCCUGCUCCUGUCAUGCCUCUGGAUACCAACUGGCCACUGCUGACUGUCUCCAAGGGCUUCUUCGAAGGAACAAUUGCUAGCAAAGGCAAAGGGGGUGCCUUGGCUGCUGACAUCGAUAUCGACACUGUUGGCACGGAAGGCUGGGGAGAAGAUGCAGAGUUGCAGCUGGAUGAAGAUGGCUUCGUAGAUGCUGGAGAGGGCUUUGGAGAGGAAGGUCUAGGUAAGGGACAGGAAGAAGGAGGUGGAUGGGAAGUCGAAGAAGAUUUGGAUCUUCCCCCUGAACUGGAUGUUCCUGCUCCAGCAGGAACAGCAGAGGAUGGAUUCUUUGUGCCACCCACCAAGGGCACCAGCCCAGCUCAGGUGUGGUGUAACAAUUCUCAGCUCCCUGUUGACCACAUCCUGGCUGGCUCCUUUGAGACAGCAAUGAGACUGCUCCAUGACCAGGUAGGAGUAACAAACUUCGGACCCUACAAGCAGCUGUUCCUGCAGACCUAUGCCCGUGGCCGUACGACCUACCAGGCCCUGCCAUGUCUCCCUACCCUAUAUGGAUACCCACAUCGCAACUGGAAAGAAGCUGGCUUGAAGAAUGCGCUCCCUGCCGUCGGACUGAAACUCAAUGACCUGAUCCAGCGCCUGCAGCUGUGCUACCAGCUCACUACGGCUGGCAAGUUUGAGGAGGCCGUGGAGAAGUUCCGCUCCAUCUUGCUCAGCGUGCCCUUGCUGGUGGUGGACAACAAGCAGGAGAUUGCUGAGGCCCAGCAGCUGAUAGCCAUUUGCCGGGAGUAUAUUGUAGGGCUCUCGAUGGAGACUGAGCGGAAGAAGCUGCCCAAAGAGACCCUGGAGCAGCAGAAGCGCAUCUGCGAGAUGGCUGCCUAUUUCACCCACUCCAACCUGCAGCCUGUCCACAUGAUCUUGGUGCUGCGUACUGCUCUCAACCUCUUUUUCAAACUUAAAAACUUCAAGACAGCUGCUACUUUUGCCCGUCGGCUGCUGGAGCUGGGUCCAAAGCCUGAGGUGGCCCAGCAGACUCGCAAGAUCUUGUCAGCCUGUGAAAAGAAUCCCACUGACACCUACCAGCUCAACUAUGACAUGCACAACCCCUUUGACAUCUGUGCUGCCUCUUACCGACCCAUCUAUCGUGGCAAACCUGUGGAGAAGUGUCCGCUCAGCGGAGCCUGCUACUGCCCCGAGUUCCACGGGCAGAUCUGCCGCGUCACUAUGGUGACGGAGAUUGGGAAAGAUGUCAUCGGGCUGCGCAUCAGCCCGCUCCAGUUCCGCUAGGACAUGCCUGUCCUGGGGAGGUGUGAGAUCAGAGGGAAACGGUCUCAUUUCACAGCGCAGUGUGGAAACUCACCUCCCACCAUUCCAGCCCUUAGUGUAGCCUCUUCACCAUAGCCACACCCGUACUGUGUCCUACCUCCUCUUCCCGGCCCAGGGAU
Eurypyga helias (sunbittern) is the source of this 3786-nucleotide messenger RNA. It is a transcript of the gene COPA, whose product is annotated as coatomer protein complex, subunit alpha. Gene Ontology annotation, molecular function: structural molecule activity; protein binding. The coding region runs from base 74 to 3628 and encodes 1184 amino acids. The record is from RefSeq and is a predicted model, not a curated record. Gene Ontology annotation, cellular component: COPI vesicle coat. NCBI's taxonomy places the organism in Eukaryota, Metazoa, Chordata, Aves, Eurypygiformes, Eurypygidae. The transcript is spliced from 32 exons. Gene Ontology annotation, biological process: intra-Golgi vesicle-mediated transport; retrograde vesicle-mediated transport, Golgi to endoplasmic reticulum; endoplasmic reticulum to Golgi vesicle-mediated transport.